AACAACUGGGCCACCGAUGUUCUCGAGGAAACGGCGCGCGCCAUGUCCGGAAACAACACCGCCCGCCUCCAACACCUCAUGUGGAUGCUCAACGAGCUCGCCUCCCCCUACGGCGACACCGACCAAAAGCUCGCCUCCUACUUCCUCCAGGCCCUCUUUGCCCGCAUGACCGGGUCGGGCGACCGGACUUACCGGUCCCUUCUGUCCGCCUCCGAGCGGGCCUCCUCCUUUGAGUCCACUCGGAGGACGGUCCUCAAGUUCCAAGAAGUCAGCCCUUGGACCACAUUCGGCCACGUGGCGUGCAACGGCGCCAUCAUGGAGGCCUUCGAAGGCGAGAGGAACUUGCACGUUGUUGACAUCAGCAACACGUUCUGCACCCAGUGGCCGACGUUCCUAGAAGCCCUGGCCACCCGCCAGGACGAAACUCCCCGUCUCCGCCUCACCGUGGUGGUCGUAGCCGGCGGCGGGGCGGCGAAGGUGAUGAAGGAGAUCGGGAGCAGGAUGGAGAAGUUCGGCAGGCUCAUGGGAGUCCCGUUCAAGUUUAACGCCGUUCACCACGACGGCGAUCUCUCCGAGCUGGACCUAACGGCGUUGGACGUCAGAGAUGACGAGGCGCUCGCGAUCAACUCCGUCGGAGCGCUGCACUCCGUGGCGGCGGUGAACGGCCGCCGGGACUACCUCGUAUCUCUCUUCAAGCGGCUGCAGCCGAGGAUCCUCACGGUGGUGGAGGAAGAAGCUGACGUGGAGGGCUUCGACUUCGUCAAGGAUUUCAGGGAAUGCGUGAGGUGGUUUAGGGUUUACUUCGAGUCGCUGGACGAGUGCUUCCACAAGACGAGCAACGAGCGUUUGAUGCUCGAGAGACAAGCGGGGCGGGCAAUCGUUGACCUGGUCGCCUGCCUGCCCGCGCAGUCGGUGGAGCGGCGGGAGACGGGGGAGAGGUGGUCCCGCCGCCUCCAUGCAAGAGGGUUUAGUCCGGUACCGUACAGCGAGGAGGUUUGUGAGGACGUUCGGGCGCUGCUGAGGAGGUACAGAGAGGGCUGGACGAUGGGACACUGCUCUUCCGCCGGAAUAUUCUUGUCGUGGAAGGAUCAGCCGGUGGUGUGGGCCAGUGCAUGGAGGCCUUGACCGCCGGCGGAUUAGGUUGAAGUGUGGAGGAAUCGUUUGACUCGUCACGUGAGGUAAUUAGUGAUACGGACACAAUUGGUCCUCAUGCGGGAAACGUUG
This is a messenger RNA of Cuscuta campestris, 1224 nucleotides long. NCBI's taxonomy places the organism in Eukaryota, Viridiplantae, Streptophyta, Magnoliopsida, Solanales, Convolvulaceae. The record is from the annotation of a GenBank genome assembly.